AUGGCUCCCGACAGAGGAGACGUCGCUCCGCACACGGCAGCGGACGACGAUGCCGGGGACGCCGACCGCGUCAGGUACCUCCCGGAAGGCCGCCACUUCACCGUCCGCGGAAUCGCCGCCGGCCUGCUCGUCGGUCUGGUCAUCUGCUUCUCGAACAUGUACUUUGGCCUGCAGACCGGAUGGGUGAGCAUGAUGACCAUGCCCGCCAGUCUGCUCGGCUUCGGCAUCUUCAAGACCCUGUCGCGGCAUCUGACCUUCCCGUUUUCGCCCGUGGAGAACGUGCUGGUGCAGUCGGUUGCGGGCGGUAUGGCUAUCAUGCCGCUGGGCUGUGGGUUUGUUGGUGUGAUGCCGGCUAUGGAGUACUUGUUGAAACCUUCGGAGCAAGGGCCGCUGCGGCUUGAGAUGUGGAAGUUGAUUGUGUGGUCACUGGGUCUCUGCUACUUUGGCGUCGUCUUUGCCGUUCCUCUGCGACGGCAAGUCAUCAUCAGAGAGCAGCUCAAGUUCCCAAGCGGGUUCAGUACCGCAGUCCUCAUCGGAGUGCUGCACGGCAAGGGAGACACUCAGAACGGUGGCGCUUUAGACCCUUCCAAGACCGCAACCUUUGGGAGUCUGGCACUGGAGAAUCGCCCGCUUGUGGAAGCACGGGAUGCAAACGAUGAAGAUGAUGGGGUCAAUGCAGUCGACGGACCGUCACGGAUUGAAACGGCACAGAAGUACAGCUGGGGCUCCAAUAUCAGACUGCUCCUGAUAACAUUCGGCGUCUCUGGCUUCUAUACCCUAUGCACGUAUUUCUUCCCCGUGCUUCGCAAUCUUCCCAUCUUCGGGUUUGCUGCGGCAGACACUUGGCUAUGGACGAUGAAUCCAAGUUUCGCAUAUGUCGGUCAGGGUAUCAUCAUGGGCCCAUCGACAACCAUCCAUAUGCUCCUAGGCGCUGUGAUCGGCUGGGGCGUCCUCUCACCCCUUGCCAAGUAUCGAGGCUGGGCGCCUGGCUCGAUUAACGACUGGGAAACCGGGAGCAAGGGAUGGAUUGUGUGGACAUCUCUGGCCAUCAUGCUUGCGGAUGCCGUGAUAAGUCUAGGCUACAUUGCCCUCCGUCCUCUGUUCGAACGCGGUCCGGCCUACCUCGCUGCAGCCAGGCGCAAUUACAACCGUGGCGGCAUCAAGAGCUUGUUUCAGCGGCAACCAGAUGGCUAUGUUCCUGUCCAGGGAGACGAAUCCGAUCCAAGGCCGUCGAUCACUGCCAGGAGCUCGACUUCCAUGGUCACGGACUCGGAUAGUCUCGCCAGCCCAGCCUUUGAGCGUCGGGACCCGUUCGACACACAAUCGUUCCCAUCUCCCACCCGAAGAGCGUGGGACCACGACGACGCACCUCCCGAGCAACUCGUCGGAGGCAGGACCGUCAGCAUCGGACUCGUCUUCUCGGUCCUCUUCUGCAUCGCCAGCAUCCACAUCACCUUUGGCGACCUCGUCCCGCUCUACGCGACCGUCAUAGCCGUCCUGAUGGCCAUGCUCCUGAGCAUCAUGGGGGUCCGCGCGCUCGGCGAGACGGACCUCAACCCGGUUUCGGGCAUCAGCAAGCUGGCGCAGCUCUUCUUCGCGCUCAUCAUCCCGCAGUCGCACAAGUCGAGCGUGCUCAUCAACCUCGUCGCGGGCGCCGUGUCCGAGGCCGGCGCGCUGCAGGCGGGGGACCUGAUGCAGGACCUCAAGACGGGCCAUUUGUUGGGUGCGGCGCCGAAGGCCCAGUUCUGGGGCCAGAUUAUUGGGGUUACUGUUGGUGCUGUCGUCAGCGCGUUUAUAUACAGGCUGUACACGGCUGUUUAUGAUGUGCCCGGCGACCUGUUCCAGGUCCCGACGGCGUUUGUGUGGAUCUUCACCGCGCGGCUGGUUACGGGGGAGGGGCUGCCGCAUAUGGCGCGCGAGUUUGCGGUUGGCGCUGCGGUUGUGUUUGCGGUGCUGACGGUGCUGCGGAUGAGGGCGGUGGGGAGGUGGUGGCAUGCUUAUGUCCCGGGGGGGAUUGCUGUUGCUGUUGGCAUGUACAAUGUCCCGUCGUUUACGCUGGCGAGGACUAUUGGGGGUCUGAUGAGUUGGUAUUGGAGGGUGUAUCUUGGGAAGGGGGACACGCCGCUUAUUGUUUUGGCUUCGGGGUUUAUCUUGGGAGAGGGCUUUUUGAGCAUUGUGAACUUGAUGUUGCAGAGUGCUCAGGUGCCGCACUUGUAG
Messenger RNA from Anthostomella pinea, 2217 nucleotides. The record is from the annotation of a GenBank genome assembly. NCBI's taxonomy places the organism in Eukaryota, Fungi, Ascomycota, Sordariomycetes, Xylariales, Xylariaceae.